AUGUCGGCUCCCCAGGCUACGACCAAGAAGUUCGGCAAGGGCGAGAGGACCAUCCCUCACCACACCGAGAAGGCCGCCAAGUACUACCCGGCUGAGGAUGAGCAGCAGCCCCGCAAGGUUCGCAAGGCUAUUCGUCCCGCCAAGACGCGUGCCUCGCUCCAGCCCGGCACCGUCCUGAUCCUCCUCGCCGGCCGUUUCCGCGGCAAGCGCGUCGUCCUCCUCAAGCACCUGCCCCAGGGUGUCCUUCUCGUCACCGGUCCCUUCAAGGUCAACGGCGUCCCUCUCAGGAGAGUCAACGCCCGCUAUGUCAUCGCCACCUCCACCAAGGUCGACCUGAGCGGCAUCGACUCCGCCAUCGUCGACAAGGUCGGCGCCGACGGCUACUUCGUCAAGGACAAGAAGGAGAAGAAGGCCAGCGAGGAGGCUUUCUUCAAGCAGGGCGAGAAGCCCGAGGCUCGCAAGCCCGCCAGCACUCGUGUUGAGGACCAGAGGUCAGUCGACAAGGCCAUCCUUGCCAACAUCAAGAAGAGCGACCCCUACCUCCUGAGCUACCUCGGCUCUACCUUCAGCCUGCGCAAGGGUGACAAGCCCCACGCCAUGGUUUUCUAA
Messenger RNA from Lasiodiplodia theobromae, 609 nucleotides. Its product is annotated as 60s ribosomal protein l6. Gene Ontology annotation, cellular component: ribosome; cytosolic large ribosomal subunit. Lineage: Eukaryota; Fungi; Ascomycota; Dothideomycetes; Botryosphaeriales; Botryosphaeriaceae. Gene Ontology annotation, molecular function: structural constituent of ribosome; RNA binding. Gene Ontology annotation, biological process: cytoplasmic translation; ribosomal large subunit assembly. The transcript is spliced from 3 exons. Bases 1 to 609 code for a protein of 202 amino acids. The record is from RefSeq and is a predicted model, not a curated record.